Messenger RNA from Aspergillus pseudonomiae, 1224 nucleotides. Its product is annotated as U4/U6 small nuclear ribonucleoprotein PRP4. The record is from RefSeq and is a predicted model, not a curated record. Bases 1 to 1224 code for a protein of 407 amino acids. Gene Ontology annotation, biological process: spliceosomal complex assembly; regulation of mRNA processing; protein phosphorylation. The transcript is spliced from 4 exons. Gene Ontology annotation, molecular function: protein kinase activity; ATP binding. Lineage: Eukaryota; Fungi; Ascomycota; Eurotiomycetes; Eurotiales; Aspergillaceae.
AUGUCAUCGCCCCAAUGGACAUCUGAACCAAGGGUAUUUCCGCCUGCUGGCUUCGGUUUGCUGGAUACCUCCGUGAAGAUCGAGGAAGAGACGUUACCAACCUAUCAGCCGGAGAAAUACUAUCCAACGCAGAUAGGAGAUGUGCUCGAUAAUAGAUACCAAGUCCUCGCUAAGUUAGGCUACGGUGUCACGUCAACUGUUUGGUUUGGUCGUGACUUGGUCGAGUCCAAAUACGUCGCUCUGAAGAUCUUCGUAAAGGACAGGGAGAGAAACCAUGAACUAGAUAUCUAUAACCGUAUCAACUCGGUGGAGACUGAUCAUCCAGGAAGGAGGUUUAUUCGCAAGCUACUCAAUCAUUUUACUAUCGCCGGCCCCCAUGGCCAACAUAUUUGCCUUGUCCAUGAGCCUUUAGGAAUCAGUGCAAGCGAGGUGAUGAAAUGGAUGCCUGGGCAAGUGAUGUCCCUCGAGGACCUAAAACCUUGUAUACGGCAGUUACUUGUGGUAUUGGAUUUCUUGCAUUCUUUAGCGCACGUGGUUCAUACGGAUAUUCAAUUGAAGAACCUCCUUCUUCCCACACCGAUGCCAAAGGCUCUUUCCGACUUUGAAGAAAAGCAGAUAAAGGCACAACCACCAAGGAAGGUCCUACCAGACCGCACCAUCUACAGGUCGUCACGUUUUCCUCCUGGCGAUGGGUUACCCCUUCUGAGUGACUUUGGUGAAGCUAGAUUUGGUGACGAAGCGCAUAACGAAGACAUUAUGCCAAAUCCCUUUCGGGCACCUGAAGUUAUUCUGAAGUCGAGCUGGGAUUACAAGGUAGACAUCUGGAGUGUUGCCAUGGUUGCAUGGGAUAUUGUUAGCACGUUUACUCUGGUUUAUGGAAAGAACACAGACGGUGUAUUUGAUGACCGCGUCCAUCUUGCCGAAUUAGUUGCACUUCUCGGCUCUCCCCCACCCGAGUUUCGCCAACGAAGCCACCUUAGUUCUGUGUUUUGGGAUCACGGAGGUGAAUGGAAGGGAUUGGCCCCGAUACCUGAUAGGACACUGGAAGGUUUGGCCAUCGAUGUCAAGGGCGAGGACAAAGAAGGCUUCUUGCGAUGGCUCCGACGGGCCUUGCAAUGGAAUCCCGAUGACCGACCAACAGCUCUAGAGCUCCUGUACGAUGAAUGGAUGAUGAAGGGACUAAAACUAGGCAAUGCUAGCGGAAGUGCUACGUCUAAGGGUUGA